Molecule: messenger RNA, 2917 nt
Organism: Pararge aegeria (speckled wood butterfly)
Lineage: Eukaryota; Metazoa; Arthropoda; Insecta; Lepidoptera; Nymphalidae
Exons: 13
Coding region: 66-2525 (819 amino acids)
Cellular component (GO): nucleus
Molecular function (GO): zinc ion binding
Source: RefSeq, a predicted model, not a curated record
UGUUUAUGGCGUCUAAGCGGCAACUUGUUCUAUGUUUGUGAUAAUUUACUUUAGUUAAUGAGAAAAUGGAUGGUUUCACCAAUUCCAAAAUAGAGAAACAGACGAUAUACGAGAUAUACCGAGCAUGUCGGCUUUGCGGCGCGGGUGCUGGCUACAAAAUGCCAAUAAUAAAAAAUGUCGUGGACUUGGAUAGCGGGGAAGUGGAGUUGAAGCAAAAAGUCCGUGAGUGUGUUCAAAUCGAGGUGCAUCAAGAUGACAAAAUGCCCCCGCUAAUAUGCGAGCUGUGCGUGGACAAGGUCAAUGACUUCUACGAGUUUCUGGAGAUGUGCCGACAAACUAACAAACGGACUAGGCUCCGUCUUGGCUUGCCACCUCAGACAUUGCCUAGAGGAGCGCCUGAUGCAGGUGACUGCAUAUUAGGAGUUACUGAGCCAAUCUUCGUAGAUAACGAGGACUCCAAUGAGCCUAUUCUGAGGUCCAAAAGUAAAUCUGUAAAGAGUGUCAAAGUCAAGAAGGAACCAGAGAGCCGAGAAUCCCGAAAUAAGAAGGAUGGAAAAGAGCAUAAGAGUGAGAAGGAAAAGGAGAGAGAUGAACGUAGGAGUGAAAGAGACAAGUUCCUGCAUAGUAGAGUCAUAAAGAAGGAGGGUGGUCAUGACAGCAUAGAGCCCCGGACCCUUCGCCGCAGGGCCGCGAGUCCGCCUUCCAUCCCACCAGACAGUCCCGCGCGUUUGCUGAGAGGCACAAAGCGACAUCACGAUGAUGACGUUUCACUUAGCAGCAUACAGAAAUCUAAAAGAUCCGAUGAAACAACUCCCAGGUCCAUAUUGAAGCGAGACAGAGAAUCUGUUAAGUCCGUAGACUCAACAAAAGUGACAAGGUCGCGCGAGAAAGAAAACGAGAAAUUGUUCAACAGCAAGAAAGUCAAGAUCGUGAUAAACAAGAUGAGCUUAUUGCCCAAACCGCCGAGCCCCAAACCCCAACCGAAACCGUCGCCACACAGUAUGCUAAAGUGUAAGGUGUGCAAAAGUACCUUCGAUAACAGCAGGUCGCUCAGCAAUCACAUGAAGUCGCAUCCACACAGCAAGCCAGUCGAACGUAAAGCCUCCCCGCCACCGCCGCCCAGAAAGGAAUUAAAAAAAAUCGAAUGCAAGCAAUGCAAACGGGAGUUCAACGCCAGGAGCCUUAUGAAAAUUCACAGGUGCAAUGCAAAUGCUGUUAAAACCGCAGCCAAGGCCGAGCUAGUGCAGAGGCCUGUGUCGAAACCCGUGCGUAUUUCCACGCCCAAGAGAAGAAGUCAAGAAAUAGAUCCGAAACUACUGAAGCAAUUGCGGCCAUUACAAGUGAGAAUCUCGAAAUGCGACCCGCUGCUUGAGAACAAGAUCGGAGGCCACUACGACGCUGCAGACGUAGACUACGACUAUGGACUGGACAAAAGCUGCGUCUACCCAUAUAUCUACACUUUCAGACAUCUACGCAUCAAGUCUGAGCCCAGCUACAUGGUCAACAUACAGGACGAAAUCAAAAAAGCGUGUGACUUGGACGAGAGCUACGUCCACUGGGAUUCGGACGAGACUGACAGCGAUCUAGACCUUUCCGAUGCGAAAAAAGUCGAUACACUAACGUCGCUAUCGAUAAAAACUCUAUUCUCACCAAAACUAAUUGGAAAAGUACCUAAAAGACGCAAAAAGGUGAAAGUCGAUAAAGCAUUUGAUUCAAUACUGAAUUCCACUAGUGAUUUCGAUACGGACAUGCGUUUAGGUAUCGAUAACAUUAUCAACAGUUUAGGAGACGAAAAAGACAAAAGUGUUUUAGACACUGACAAUAGUGCUGCGUCGGAUAAAGUCGAUAGAACAGACAACGAUUCAUUGUUCGGUGACGAUAACUCCCCGGCCAUAACCAACGAUGAUUUUGAUUCACUUUUCAGUAAAGAUGCUAGUAAAACAUGCAAUGAUUCCACAGCUGAUAAUAAAAGUGAAGACAGUGUAGACAUUACAAGUUAUGCAUCGAAAUUACCAUUAGACUCGGACGAUAAAGUCGAGAAAAGCGAUAUAGUAUCAAGUAAAGAACAAUGUUCUAAAACAUUAGAGAAUAAGGAUAUUAAUGAAUCUGUUAGUGUUAGUGAAACCAAUAAAACAAAAGAUUCAGACGAAUCAGGUGUAUGUGAAGAAGGAAGUGAAAAUUGUGUAAAUGAUGUUAAUAAAGCGACAAAAGAUGUAAGUAAAUCAAGCGAUUUGAAUUUAGAUAAUAAUAUAGAUUUAAAACUUAGUGUAGAUUUUAACGCUGAAGAAAAUGGAGAAGUUAAUAGAGAUAAAGUUGUUAAAGAUGAUCAUACUACAGAUAUCGGUGAUGCAGAAAAAGAUAGUAAAGACGAGACAGCGGAAGCAAAUAAUGAUAAAACUCGCGUAAACGGACAGUCUGACUUAACAGAAGCGUUCAGUAUGGACGAUUUAGAGAAUGUGAGUGAUACCGAAAUAGAAGACAGUAGGUUAAUGGCAGCCCUGGAUAAACAAAUAGAUGAAAAUUAAACGAAUUAACGUGAUGUACAAAAUUAUAUCGAACACAGUUUCCGCGACAGUGAAAUCUACAUUAACGAAAGUGCUUUUAUUAUCUACGUUCAAAAAAACAUUAAAAAUUGUGGAUUAAUAGUGUGAAUUCGAUGGGAUAUUGCAGUAUUUAUAGUAAUAGAAACCCAUCAAUGCCUUAACACAUAUAACUGAAGCGAAUGAAAAAAUUACGCAAUGACAACCAAAACAUCGGCUGAUCAUAUUUAAGUUCAAUAGGAUCACAGAUGGCUAAGGCAAAAUGGUCAUAGAUCAUAUAGAAACAAGUUAAUACCAUGUCGCCGCCCGCGGCUUUGCCUAAGUUUGACAAUUCUAUAAACCAUUAGCAUCUUAUAUUGAAUCCUUAAGAGCCAUUG